GCAAAGAUGGACCACUUCACAAAUGGUUACAAAGUCAUACCCACUUCUUCCACAGUGACCACAACAAAUGACCAAGCAUGAACUAAAGUGCCAGAAUUGAUUGUGGUGGGACAUCUUUCACUGAGAAAUAAGUAAAAUGGAACAUAAUGGGUCUGCUUCAAAUGCUGAUAAAACCCAUCAGAAUCGCCUGUCAAGUGUUACAGAAGAUGAAGACCAAGACGCUGCUCUUACCAUUGUGACUGUGCUGGACAAAGUAGCCACCAUCGUGGACAGUGUGCAGGCAAGCCAGAAGAGACUAGAGGAGAGACACAGGGAAAUGGAAAAUGCCAUAAAAUCUGUCCAGAUUGACCUGUUGAAGCUUUCACAGUCACACAGCAAUACAGGCUACGUCAUUAACAAGUUGUUUGAGAAAACUCGAAAAGUCAGUGCUCACAUUAAAGAUGUGAAGGCCCGGGUGGAGAGGCAGCAAACUCACGUGAGAAAAGUUGAAUCCAAGCAAGAGGAAAUAAUGAAGAAAAACAAAUUCCGUGUGGUAAUAUUCCAGGAGGAGGUUCGGUGUCCGACAUCCCUGUCUAUUGUUAAAGACAGAAACCUAACUGAGAAUCAAGAGGCUGAAGAUGAUGCCUUUGACCCUCCAAUAGAUCUGUCUUCGGAUGAAGAGUAUUAUGUUGAAGAAAGCAGAUCUGCCAGACUUAGAAAGUCAGGCAAGGAGCGCAUUGAUAAUAUCAAAAAGGCAUUUUCCAAAGAAAACAUGCAGAAGACACGGCAGAAUUUUGACAAGAAAGUGAACAGAAUUAGAACUAGAAUAGUGACCCCGGAGAGGAGAGAAAGGCUAAGGCAGUCGGGAGAAAGGUUAAGGCAGUCGGGAGAGAGGCUGAAACAGUCAGGGGAAAGGUUUAAGAAAUCCAUUUCUAACGCAGCUCCCUCAAAGGAAGCUUUUAAGAUGCGUAGCCUUCGGAAAGCUAAAGACCAAACUGUGGCUGAAGAUGCAGAAGAGGUCAGGGAGAUGGGUGUGGACAUCAUUGCCAGGAGCGAGUCUCUGGGCCCCAUCACUGAGCUCUACACUGAUGAGCUCAGUGAAACAGACCGUGAGGAGGCCAGGGCUGUAUAUCCUCCCACAGAAGGAGGGGAAAUCUCAACCCCCGAGGCUUUAAAAGUUACUUUUAAACCCCAGGUGAAAGUGGAAGAUGAUGAAUCUCUUUUGUUAGAUUUAAAGCAGUAAUCAUGAAGAAGAACUAAGUAUAUUAUAGGUAUAAAAGUCUUUAAUCACAAGGUUCUAGUUUAAUAGCAUAGUCACUUACAUUGAUAGUAUAGUCAUUUAAAUUUAUAAAAUAGUGAAGUCAUUUACAUUUAUUUAUGGGAAAACAUGAGUGAUAUAGCUGGAUUCAUUUCUGAUGUUUAAAAUCUUAAAAAUAACACGAGUAUUGUAUACAUUUCCUUAUAACUUCCUUGGGAAUUCUUUUUUUCUCCCCUGGGCUAACAACUUUCCCUUUUAUGUCAUUCUCCUGGCAGCUGUGGAUUUUUAAGUUCCUUUCUAUUGCCCAGCAGAAAAGUAGUCUCCUAGUGAGGGCCAAUUAGGUAUUUGGUGUCUAAAACAAAUGAAGGUAAAUUUCUGGCCAUCAUUUGCAAGUAAACUCUCAGUUUUGGCCUAGAUUGAUGUUGUGGCCAAGCUCCAAGGGGAAUAACCCAUGUGUGGAUUAUAUCAUCCAUAUGUUCAAAUAGAGUCAUUAGUAAAUUAGUAGUCCUACCUCUUUUUGAUGUUUUUGCAUAAAAAAUGAAGUUCUGGACUUGAGCAUUUGGUUCUGGCAUCUUAGCUUUGCUUACAGCAAGUUAUUUGGCAAGUCAUUAGUAAAAUGGAGAGAGUUUGUCUAUCCUAUCUCAGAGGACUGUUGUGUGAAGAUCAGAGGAAAUGUGACACAUUCUGGGGGAACAGGGAGCACAUCCAUAGAAAACAAACCCCACUGGUUCCUUAGGAAUAGAAUUGAAAUAAUUACACCUUAUGAAAAAGACUUGAGCUCUAAGCAUUGAGGACCUAGGUUGGACGGAAGCUAAAGUUGGUCUUCAGAAGCCUUUUCACAGAAUCAGGAAUGAAAAAUAAAUGUUUGAGUGACAUCUUUUCGUCAAAGACUAAAAUCAGACCUUGGGUUUCAGUAGGGUCUUAAAAUG
Molecule: messenger RNA, 2166 nt
Organism: Prionailurus viverrinus (fishing cat)
Lineage: Eukaryota; Metazoa; Chordata; Mammalia; Carnivora; Felidae
Gene: CAVIN4
Product: caveolae associated protein 4
Exons: 3
Coding region: 137-1222 (361 amino acids)
Biological process (GO): regulation of gene expression
Cellular component (GO): caveola; cytoplasm
Source: RefSeq, a predicted model, not a curated record